CGGGGCCAAUCGUUCAACCCCCAGUGGCAAGUAAGAAAGUAUUUCUCCAUUGUGGUCCUAUAUAGAACGGAUACAUUGUUUUUGUGUUUUACAUAUUUCCACUUGUACGGCUUCACUAUGUCCUACGAUGAGGUAGGCGGGCCAGGGAAUGAUGAAGACGGCGAGGAGGUUGGAUGGUUUUGACUGUCAGGGACUGUGUUGACGCGUUCGGCGCCAUCCAGAUCUCUUGACUCUUUUUUCGAAUGCCCACUCACAAUCCCCUACUAUCCGCCGAUUGGACGUUAACAUGCUUCUCAAUGACAAGGAAACCCCUCUAGCCACUCCCAUUACCACUGUACCAACCCAGAAACGCCCUAGAUUCGAUCCUGUUCAUCACCCCGACGAACCCUCUAGUCCGCUCUUCGAAACUACUCCCCGUCCUUCCUCUUCUUCUUCGAACGCCUCAGGUUACUUCCCAAACGCGCUCCGCCUCGAUGCAUCGCCAGCAUUAACCGACCAGGCGUUGCCAAAACCCCUUGGCGAAGCAAUUUUCAGAACGCCGCUCGGUCGCUCCUACUACGUUAUCCCCUCUUACAUCACCCAGCAUCCUCCCGCGUGCUUCUCCCACGAUUUCCACGAUCAUGGCCCCUCCUCCUCCCCCUCCCCCUGCACCCUACAACCCGCGCAAACGAAUAACACCAGCCUCUUCUCUUCUUGUCCCUAUCCUCCCAGAAGAAGCUCAGCGUUUGAAACGGACAAGUAGGAAUCCCUUACGUUAUCCGCCUGCCGCUGCUGCGGGUAAAGGCGUGUUAUCGUUCCAGCCGACUAACAAUGCCGAUGCAAUGGAAGAGCAUGGGUCACAAAGCAGCGUAGCAUUAACUUCGGGUUCCUGGUCCCCAUCUCGAGUCCCCGACGCCAAUCA
Messenger RNA from Cantharellus anzutake, 901 nucleotides. RefSeq lists its product as uncharacterized. The record is from RefSeq and is a predicted model, not a curated record. Lineage: Eukaryota; Fungi; Basidiomycota; Agaricomycetes; Cantharellales; Hydnaceae. The transcript has 3 exons. The coding region runs from base 287 to 742 and encodes 151 amino acids.